Filobasidium floriforme is the source of this 1383-nucleotide messenger RNA. RefSeq lists its product as uncharacterized. Gene Ontology annotation, cellular component: U1 snRNP. The transcript has 6 exons. Gene Ontology annotation, molecular function: U1 snRNA binding. NCBI's taxonomy places the organism in Eukaryota, Fungi, Basidiomycota, Tremellomycetes, Filobasidiales, Filobasidiaceae. Bases 176 to 1030 code for a protein of 284 amino acids. The record is from RefSeq and is a predicted model, not a curated record. Gene Ontology annotation, biological process: mRNA splicing, via spliceosome.
GACGGACCCCUCUACGCAUCAUCGCGGGGUGGGAGAUGUCAACCUCGAGACCGAUGACAUUCUGACAAGGGCUACAGGCUUCAGGUUGAAUGCGACAGAGGAGUCAAGGCCUGCUUUCUCAGCACCGACUCGAUCAUCUGCUAUAUCUAUACAACUCAAAAAAGACAUCCUCGCCAUGUCACGGGAAACCAACCAGCCUUGUCCGACUUUGUACGUCAACAACAUCGAAUCCAAGAUCAAGAAGAUCGAACUAAGGAAACAGCUUUAUGCCCUCUUCACGCCUUAUGGAAAAGUCAUCGACGUCGUAGCUAAAAAGGGAGACCAUGCACGAGGUCAGGCGUUCAUCGUCUUUGCGGAUCAGACGAGCGCGACGACGGCCAUGAGGGCGUUAGUCGGGGAAGAGUUUUACGGUCGACCGUUGCGAAUCGACUAUGCCAAAUCCCAGUCCCGAGCCACCCUCCGUCAACAAGACCCGUCCCUAGACGACCCCGAAUCAGCGUCCAACAAGUCGAUGAAGAAGAAGAACCAGAUCGUCACCGCCUCCCGGGCCGAGCAAGAAUAUACCGAGCUGGAACAACAGAGGCAGGAGGAGGAGGAAGGCAAGGGGAAGAGGGAGAGGGAUGGGGAGGCCGAUGGCGAGGGCGAUGGAGAGGAGGUUGGUGGGGACCGGAAGAGGAGAAAGGUGGACAAUGACGAGGAUGAGGACGAGGAGAUGGAGAUGGACGAGGACGAUGAGGACAAGCAAGCCGAGGCACCGCAGCGCAACGCACCUAGCGUGCCGACAGUCCUUUUGGCUUCAAACUUGCCUCAGGAGACUACACAAGAAGCUCUCGCCAACCUGUUCGAACAAUACGCGGGCUACCAAAACAUCACCUUACUCCCAGCCGGUUCUACACCGACGAAAUCCGCCUCGGUGUUGUUCAGCUCGCUGCAACAGGCCGAGUCGGUACAAAAGGCCUUGGACGGGUUCAAGCUCAAGCCCGACUGGGCGAUGGGGGUUGUGGUCGUGCCGGUCGAUGCACUCGCUUGAAGGCGAGAAUGACAAGGGAGAUGAUGAGCUGUAGAUGAGUAACGUGAUGUAUGCAACUAAUAUGCAGCGUGUAUGCUCGCAGGCCCGGAGUUCGCCGGGACGAUAAAGACUCAGAUGAACGGGCCCAGUCUACGUUGAUCUUCAUGGGCGAUCUUUGACACUUACUCUCCUCCAACGCUGGUGAUCAGAGCGUAGCCGUCUUCGCCGGCUAUCUGAUCAUCCACCGUAAAGCGGUAACUUUGGCAGUAGCGCAGUAGUGGGAUGUGGAUGUCAACGUAGUAUGCGGCCUGCGGACGGACAAGCAGAGCUAUUCUCAUGUCCGCUCACAGCAGACCAGAGCGUCUAUCAACCAG